Molecule: messenger RNA, 2494 nt
Organism: Thalassophryne amazonica
Lineage: Eukaryota; Metazoa; Chordata; Actinopteri; Batrachoidiformes; Batrachoididae
Product: neurogenic differentiation factor 6-A-like
Exons: 3
Coding region: 612-1493 (293 amino acids)
Molecular function (GO): protein dimerization activity
Source: RefSeq, a predicted model, not a curated record
UCGGCUUCUCUCCCACCGUCUUUCCCUUAAACGAUUAUCAAUUUUAAUGGUUAAAGAGAUGAAGUCGUCGUGGGACGAGGGAAGAUCGCGGACCGCCAGCUCGUCUUUAAGCGUCUCGGAUAAUCCAUUGACAAAAACGCUCUGUAGUGCGCGGCGGCGUUCCAGCCCGAUUCAGCCGCCAAGAUGCGGAACUCAAUGGAGUAUACGCCACACUACGGUUCUCCUGCUAAAGGGCCAACAAUCACUGGGAGGUCGCUUGGCCCCGCAUCGGAUGAUCGAAGACCGUCUGGAACUCCUGCUUAAACCAACUAAAAGAAGCUAACACUGGUGACUGCUGCUCCCAUAAAGCGGUUGCCCACUCCAGGGCCUCCCCCUGAAGCAAGCUAACCAGUUGCACAGCAUCCCAGCGCACACACACAGAAAGAGAGAGAGAGAGAUGGAAAAGGAUCGCAUCCUUCCAGAUCUCGAUGAUGUCAGCAGCAGAUGGCAUCAACGUCUUUACUGUUGGAAGAAGACAGACAACAAGAAAAGACAGAGGAGGAGAAAGUCUGUUUGAGUGCGAGAGCUUCUGGAGGACGACCUGUGGAAUUUAACAAACCUUGAGGACCACCAUGUUGACAUCACGAUUUGAGGACCUUUCCUCCACACAGACUUGCAACUGGGUCAGUAGCCAAAGAGUUAAACCAGAACCUUGCAGGUCCCUGAGGGACUCGCUUCACUCUAGGAGAGAGAACAUAUCGAGGGGUGGUGAAGGUGAGGAUGAAGAGGAAGAGGGUGAUGGACUUCAACAGAGGGGUUCUGGUACAAAGAAGCUGAGCCAGGCCCGCCUGGACCGGGUUAGAAUGCAGCGCAUUGAGGCCAAUGCCCGUGAAAGGAACCGGAUGCAUGGUUUGAACAAUGCCCUGGACAGCCUGAGGAGGGUGGUUCCAUGUUACUCCAAGACCCAAAAGCUGUCUAAAAUAGAAACGCUCCGCCUGGCCAAGAACUACAUCUGGGCCCUCAGUGAGAUCCUGAGCACAGGGAAAAGGCCCGACUUGCUCACGUUUGUACACACGCUGUGUAAGGGACUCUCUCAGCCUACCAGCAGCCUGUUGGCCAGAUGUCUGCAGCUCCAUGCUCACAGGUUCUGCUCUGAACCCAGCAUGGAUUCAUUAUCCCUGUAUCAACCUCAGCAGCAGCAGCAUGGAGCAGUAACGGGCUCUGGGUCGUUGGACUGCAUCAGGCCCCUGCAGUCCUUCCACUCAUUAUGUGACCCCUACAAUGCUCUGUUUGGCAGCCCGUCUCCAGACUGCUCCACUCCUGUAGACCUGGGAAUCCUCAGUCCCUCUAUCAGCUUCAGGGGGAUUUUCUCUGUCAAACAUGAGGACCUGGACUACCGCAGCUGUCACUACCCCAUCAGCCAGGCCCAACCCAGUGAACCAUAUGGGCUGCUCCUGAGGGGACACGUUGACCAGGUGCACAACCAGCUGAACACACAAUUCUUGAAUGAAUGAAAGACUGAAACAAUCCACAUAAAAGGUGAAGUUGUCAGGAGGACCACAGUGUGAUUUACAUGUUUGGACUACAGCCAUCUCAUUAAAUUACAUGUUAAUUGUCUUGGACCAGAUGCUUUUUGGUGCAGUGCUGUGCACGGUAAAGGACAGCAUGCACAACUAUGGAUGUGUGCCUGUAAGUAAUCUCCUAUCCAUUGCAUUAAAAUGAUCUAUGCAAUAAUGAGUCACACACCUGCCAACACUCCUAAAUCUCAAAAUGAUGAUUGUAUCAGUAUUAUUGAAGAUGAAGUCAAGUUCUUUUUGCAGUGUCUAUUUUAAAUUCUUUGAUCUGACUUAAAAUAUCCACAUAAAAUUCUAUGUAUGUAUGUAUGAAUUCAGUGUUAAUGUCAUCAGAUGAGACCAAAUAUAUUCAACGACCAUUUUUUUCAUGACGAAAACAAGAUGACAACACUACCUCAUUGUUCUAAAAGCUAAGACAAAAUUAAUAUCCAUUAUUGCUGACGAAAAAGACGAGACUAAAAUGUUUUGCAUGAAAUAAAAACUGAAAUAAAAUCUCUCUCCAUUUUAGACUAACCAUGCAUUCAAAACGUUCAAAAAACAUUUUUUUUUAAAUAAUGGUGUCUCAGUUUUAUUGUUGUUUUCAUGUUCCGUUUGCAGGAGGGGGCAGUGGGUCAUCCUGCCAUGUGUUUGAGCAUAGAUCUGUAAAGGCCACUAGAGUGGACACCACCAGAAAGUUAACUUACAUUUUUUUUCUUACAAACUAGGAAUCUAAAAGCCAAAAUGUUUAUUAACUGCGCAUUAAUACCUUACACACCACGUGACUAGUCAAAUAAAUUAAUAAUAAACGUGCUGCAGAGUAAAUUCAUCAGACACCAAUGACAAUCAUUUUAUGAUAAAAACUUUACAUUUGCUCUCUGUCUCAUGGUGUUAAAGUGUCUGAUCAGCUCUCUGAGGCUCAGAUUAAAGAUACUGUGUGUAGAUUUUUGAACACAGCAGCAAAC